Molecule: messenger RNA, 741 nt
Organism: Saccharomyces eubayanus
Lineage: Eukaryota; Fungi; Ascomycota; Saccharomycetes; Saccharomycetales; Saccharomycetaceae
Gene: NNR1
Product: NADHX epimerase
Exons: 1
Coding region: 1-741 (246 amino acids)
Cellular component (GO): mitochondrion
Molecular function (GO): NAD(P)HX epimerase activity
Source: RefSeq, a predicted model, not a curated record
AUGUCAGCGUUGAAAGUCGUUUCUUCCAAGCUUGCAGCUGAGAUCGACAAGGAGCUGAUGGGCCCUCAAAUCGGAUUCACUUUACAGCAAUUAAUGGAAUUGGCUGGGUUUAGUGUUGCACAGGCUGUAUGCCGCCAAUUUCCUUUGAAGGACAAGACUGAAGCAGAGAAGGGCAAACACGUAUUCGUUAUUGCUGGACCUGGUAAUAAUGGCGGGGAUGGUCUUGUAUGUGCAAGACAUUUAAAGCUUUUUGGCUAUAACCCUAUUGUUUACUACCCUAAGAGGAGUGAGCGCACUGAAUUCUAUAAGCAACUGGUUCACCAGUUAAAUUUCUUCAAGGUCCCUGUAUUGUCACAAGAUGAGGAAAAUUGGCUCGAAUACUUAAAGCCAGAAAAGACCUUAUGUAUUGUGGACGCAAUCUUUGGCUUUAGUUACAAACCUCCAAUGAGAGAGCCAUUCAAGAGUAUCGUUGAAGAACUGUGUAAAUUACAAGACCGUAUUCCCAUUGUUUCUGUAGAUGUCCCCACAGGUUGGGACGUGGAUAAGGGUCCAAUCUCACAGCCUGCAAUCAACCCUGCGGUUCUUGUAUCUCUAACUGUUCCCAAACCGUGCAGCACAUACAUCAGAGAAAAGCACACAGCUCAUUACGUGGGAGGAAGAUUCAUUCCUCGAGAUUUUGCCAACAAAUACGGAUUUGAGCCUUUCGGUUACGAGUCCACCGACCAGAUAUUGAAGUUGUAA